AUGGUCGCCGUCGCCACCAUGCCCGCCCCCAUCGGGGAGCCCCAGAAGCUGGAGAAGAAGCCCAUCAAGUUCUCCAACUUGCUGUUGGGCGCCGGUUUGAACAUGUUCGAGGUCACCACGCUCGGCCAGCCGCUCGAGGUCGUCAAGACCACCAUGGCUGCCAACCGUGGCGACGGCUUUGGCACUGCCCUGGGCCGCAUUUGGGGACGUGGUGGUGUCCUUGGUUUCUACCAGGGUCUUAUCCCUUGGGCCUGGAUCGAAGCCUCCACCAAGGGCGCCGUCCUCCUCUUCGUCGCCUCCGAAGCCGAAUUCUACGCCCGCAGCUACGGUGCCUCUGAGUUCGGUGGUGGUAUCGUCGGUGGUAUCACCGGCGGUGUGGCCCAGGCUUAUGCCACCAUGGGCUUCUGCACUUGCAUGAAGACGGUCGAGAUUACCAAGCACAAGAUGGCCGCCGCGGGCGUCGCGCCCCAGAGCACCUUCGCCACUUUCAUGGACAUCUACCGCAAGGAGGGUAUCCGCGGUAUCAACAAGGGUGUCAACGCUGUCGCUAUCCGCCAGAUGACCAACUGGGGUUCCCGUUUCGGUCUGUCCCGUCUCGCUGAGCAGGGCAUCCGCAACGUCACCGGCAAGAAGGAAGGUGAGAAGCUCGGCGCCUGGGAGAAGAUUCUUGCCUCCAGUCUUGGUGGUGGUCUCUCCGCCUGGAACCAGCCAAUCGAGGUUAUCCGUGUUGAGAUGCAGAGCAAGAAGGAGGACCCCAACCGACCCAAGAAGAUGACUGUCGGUAACACUUUCCGCUACAUCUACUCGACCAACGGUCUCGCCGGUCUCUACCGCGGCGUUGCCCCCCGUAUUGGUCUCGGCGUCUGGCAGACGGUUUGCAUGGUUGCCAUGGGUGAUAUGGCUAAGACUUAUGUCGAGAAGCUCACCGGCGACAAGGUCACCGCUAAGCACUAA
Colletotrichum aenigma is the source of this 954-nucleotide messenger RNA. RefSeq names its product Citrate/oxoglutarate carrier protein (gene YHM2-1). The transcript is spliced from 3 exons. Lineage: Eukaryota; Fungi; Ascomycota; Sordariomycetes; Glomerellales; Glomerellaceae. Gene Ontology annotation, cellular component: mitochondrion. The coding region runs from base 1 to 954 and encodes 317 amino acids. Gene Ontology annotation, molecular function: tricarboxylate secondary active transmembrane transporter activity. Gene Ontology annotation, biological process: alpha-ketoglutarate transport; mitochondrial citrate transmembrane transport. The record is from RefSeq and is a predicted model, not a curated record.